AUGAAGCUUAUAAACAAUAUAACUUUUGAACAAACCAUUAAAGUAGCAAGGCAAAUAGAAGAAAAUAGUAAUGCAUACUCUAAAGCUCUUUCAAAAUUUUAUUCUUCUAAUAUAAAUUCUGUUUCUACACAACCAGAAAACCAUUCAACUUUCAUUGCAAUUAAUCAAAAUAUUGGCCUAAACCAACUACAACAAAAUGUAUUUCCAAAUGAAAAAGUUAGAAGAAAAAGUGAUGAUGAGGUUUAUAAUAAAGAUAAAGAGAAGAAAAUUAAGAAGAACCUACUUGAAAUUAGUUUUGUUGUUUUAGAAGAAGAAAGUUCUGAUUAA
This is a messenger RNA of Cetraspora pellucida, 327 nucleotides long. The record is from the annotation of a GenBank genome assembly. NCBI's taxonomy places the organism in Eukaryota, Fungi, Glomeromycota, Glomeromycetes, Diversisporales, Gigasporaceae.